Molecule: messenger RNA, 1290 nt
Organism: Cantharellus anzutake
Lineage: Eukaryota; Fungi; Basidiomycota; Agaricomycetes; Cantharellales; Hydnaceae
Exons: 4
Biological process (GO): mitotic spindle organization
Cellular component (GO): nucleus; protein phosphatase type 2A complex; cytoplasm
Molecular function (GO): peptidyl-prolyl cis-trans isomerase activity; protein tyrosine phosphatase activator activity
Source: RefSeq, a predicted model, not a curated record
GUGGAGGAGAAGGUGGUGCAUGUUGGCUUGCGGGUGCAGUUUGCGUUCUCUCAAGCAUUGGAAGCGGAGUUGGCACUUCUACAUAGCAAGUUGCCUUGUCGUCAGAUAUUUCAACACCGAACUCAUCGAGUCGCGUAUCGCCAAUUUGAAUCCAAGCAGUGAUACCUCCCAAAGAAGGCAUGCCAAGAGACCUUCGAGACUGCGUGUACGGCAAUGUCAGAUCAGGGUCGAUCGAUCCGAAUACUAGGCGCAGAGCGUUCCAGAUACGCUUGUUUGGCUGUGUUGUCCACCUAACAAAAUCGCGUCGGUUCAAACAUGACCUUUCAGCUCGUCGACGCAGGCAAACUCCCGAUCGAUCCGCCGGUGCCCUUGAUUCGCACAGACGAAGAUGUUUCUCGUUGGCACCGAUCCAAGAGUUACCAAGAAUAUCUCUUGUUCAUCCAGAUCUUAAAUGAAGCUGUCGUUGGGCAGGAUCUUCCCGAUUCAUCCCCCAGCAGUCAUGCUGUAUCGGCCAUUAUACAAUUAUUAGAUAAAGUCGAGCAAUGGGUGGAGGACAUUCCCCCUCUGCCAACUCCCCAACGAUUCGGCAACCUUGCCUUCAGAGAUUGGGGACGUCGCUUAGAAGAGAGGGCCCCCCAGUUACUCUCUGACACCCUCCCCGCGGAGUUGCACUCUGCAAUACCUCACUUGGUCCCCUAUCUCUUGACUUCAUUCGGCUCGUUCGGACGAGUAGACUAUGGAAGUGGACACGAGCUGUCCUUCGUUCUCUUUCUCCUUGGCCUCACGUUGUUGGGAUUCUUUCGCGUAUCUAGGGUUGCUCUUGGAGCUGCAAACUCGAGUUCAGGCUCCGGGAAUGAUCCGACGCCAGGAGACGAGCGUGCGCUUGUCCUUCAGGUCUUUCGACGCUAUUUGCUUGUUGCUUGGAAACUGCAAGAUGUCUAUCAGCUCGAGCCUGCCGGUAGCCACGGUGUCUGGGGAUUGGACGACUAUCAAUUCCUACCUUUCUAUUGGGGUAGCGCACAGAUACGAGGUCAAAAAGAUGUCUCACCGACGAUCAUUUUGAAUCCCACACUUCCCCCAACUAAUCUAUACAAUCUCGGCAUCGAUCGAAUCCGCCAGCUCAAGCAAGGUCCUUUCCACGAGCACUCACCGCAGCUGUACUCCAUUGCUGUAGGUGUGCAAGGUUGGCGCAAAGUGAAUACCGGAAUGUUCAAAAUGUAUGUUGCGGAAGUGCUCUCGAAGCGGGUCGUCGUGCAGCAUGUUCCCCUCGGCGGUUUGUUGAGCUGGGAC